CGAAUGGAAAAGUGUAGAAAGAAUGUGUAGAUGGUUGCAUUAUUGCCACUUUACAGAGUCUGCACUGGACGAGCUCAUUGAUAAUUUCCCCCUCCAUUGGUAUAUCAUCCUUCGGAAGGGUCCUCUCUUGGAAGAAGGGGAUUGGGUAGGACUGCCUGACUAGGGAAAACAAGUAGGGCAUGUGCACCUGGUAGACCAAACGCAAGUGCUGAUCGAAGGUUUUUAUGUCCAGGAAGAAGGGGAUUGGGUAGGACUGCCUGGCCAUGGAAAACAAAUAGGGCAUGUGCACCUGGUAGACCAAACCCAAGUGCUGAUCGAAGGUUUUUCCGUCCAAGAAAACGGUCGUCUACGAGGGACCCGACAACCUUUCAUUUGGAAGGAGAAAAAGGAAGUCUAUCAUGUCAAAGUGAUUGACGAGGGGAGGGGUUGGAGGGCUUACCGGCCAAUGACCCCGAUUGAAGACCUCCCCUUCGAUCCCAACGAGUGGCGCUGGUUACGGAAAGACCCAACAAACUCGAGAAGAGGGGGAAAGCGAAGACGAUAGCGCUUGCCAAUUUAAAAACUAAGUCGGUAUACCGAAUGCUCAGAUCUAAACACAGGCUCCGAGACGUAGUAGACAGAUGACAUCGUCAUCUCAACGUAGACCGUAGCCUGCUCAAGCCCAUAAGGUGGUUCGGAGAGUGUGGAAAGAGACCGACAAAAAAUUAUGCCCUGCAGUGGCAAAAUGCGUACCGGUGUGCCGACCAACGAUUGGUUGAUAGAGCACACACAUUUGGAGCAGCGGGUCGGACACUGUCGUGGUGCCAUAGAUGCCUCCAGUGCUACCCCGGAAAAAAACGCCCCGAGACGAUAGAGCACAUUUUCCUUCAGUGCCCCAUGGCUGUUUUAUUAUGGAGGUGAUGUCGGGCUCAUUAUGGCCAUGGGACUGGAGGGUCAUACUCCUGGGACAUUACCCCCAGAUUCGAGGAAACACAUUCGAGGAGAACAUGUUUUGCCUGGGUAGACGCACCGCCCUGAGGGUAAUAUGGUGGAGAAGGUGCAUUCUGAAAAUAGAGGGAGCGAGGGUGGAAGAUGGGGAGGUCACGGAGCAACUACGGCUACUUGUACAGUAUGAGAUUACAGCCCUGUGGCGGGCCGCUAAGGAAAAGUUGAACCAAGUACACACCAGGGGCGAUAUCAAUAGAAUCAUCUUUCAGGUCUGCGAGGACUGGUUGGGAGGGAAGAGGGAGGGCUGGGUGGCAAAGGUGAGCUGGGCAGGAGAUGGGCAAGAACAGCAACAGGUCCAGCAACAGGAACACCAACGGGAACAUCAACAGGAGGAGGAGAUGGGACCGCAAGGGGGGCGACGGGCAGAGAUUGAAAGGGAUUACCAGCUGCAUUUUCAUGAGUGGACAAAGGUCGAUCCUAGGGAACCGUUAUGACCAGCCCAGGAAUUCGCUGACCCCUUCCCCCCCCCAUCCGCUGUCCCUGGAGGAAAGUCUGUGGGACGUUACCUAAGUACCCAGCCGCUACCUGGUUCAUCUGGGUCAUCUGGCCCAUUUACCUGAUCUGCUCCAUCUACAGUGAAGCCGAGCAUCUCCCUGGAAUUCUGAAGGAUUUCUCAAAAAGAGAAACGACAAUGAAGCCUCAAAAAGAACGCUGGGCCCAGUUCCCAGCUCAUAUACGAGGAGAGCACAGUGAGAAUUUGGGGCCAGGCGAGGAGAUGGAAGAAGGACCCCAUUGGUGCCCCCCAGUGGCUCCUGCCAACUUCCUGAGCCAGGCCACAUGUCAGGAGAGGUAAUAAAAGUUUAGCCUGGGGCAGGACGCUGGACCUGGUUUCAAGCAAUGUGGUCUUUCUCGGAUUGCGGCAUGACCAUGGUCUUCUCAUUUUUCAUCCAUGUAUUUCCAAGGGACGCUGAGCCUGAUUCUCAUUAAAAAAAGAUGUAUCAAUGGGACGCUGGUCCGCCGCUGGACCCGGUUUCCAGCAGGCGCCGCUCCCCACCAAUAGAUGGAGCAGCCCGGCAGAUAAGCCCUCAAUUC
This is a messenger RNA of Chara braunii, 2019 nucleotides long. Lineage: Eukaryota; Viridiplantae; Streptophyta; Charophyceae; Charales; Characeae. The record is from the annotation of a GenBank genome assembly.